This is a messenger RNA of Sphenostylis stenocarpa, 705 nucleotides long. The record is from the annotation of a GenBank genome assembly. Lineage: Eukaryota; Viridiplantae; Streptophyta; Magnoliopsida; Fabales; Fabaceae.
AUGGGAUUUGAAAACUUUGCUGGACCUCAUAAGCAUCAGGCAGUGGCAUUGAGAGUCCAAGCAGACAAGUCUCUAUUCUACAAUUGUUCAAUGGAUGGAUAUCAAGAUACACUUUAUGUACACACCAUGCGUCAAUUCUAUAGGGAUUGUACCAUUUCAGGUACCAUCGACUUUGUGUUUGGUAAUGCACUUGCUGUUUUCCAAAAUUGCACUUUUGUGGUCCGAAAGCCAAUGGAGAAGCAGCAAUGCAUUGUGACUGCACAAGGUAGAAAAGAGAAACAACAACCAUCUGGAAUAGUAAUCCAAGGAGGAUCCAUUGUGUCUGAUCCUGAGUUCUACCCAGUGAGAUUUGAUAACAAGGCUUACCUAGCUCGUCCAUGGAAGAACUACUCAAGGACCAUUAUCAUGGAUACUUACAUUGAUGAUUUGAUUGAUGGUGAGGGGUAUUUGCCAUGGCAAGGAUUAGGAGGCCCUUCUGGCACGAAUACUUGCUUUUAUGCUGAGUAUCACAACAUUGGCCCUGGUUCAAACAAAUCGAAGCGUGUUGAUUGGGGUGGGAUUUGGAACCUUAAUUCAAAAGCUGCACAUUGGUUCUCACCAUCCAAGUUCUUUCAUGGAACUGAUUGGAUUGAGGUUACUGGAAUUCCUUGCUUCCCUGGCAUACCCAAACACCAUAAACACAAGAACACAAUACUAACCUGGUGA